Messenger RNA from Caenorhabditis auriculariae, 4368 nucleotides. Lineage: Eukaryota; Metazoa; Nematoda; Chromadorea; Rhabditida; Rhabditidae. The record is from the annotation of a GenBank genome assembly.
AUGGAUCCGAAAGCGGUGGCAUAUUGCGGCUCGACGGUCAGCCUCGCCGUCGUCUUCACCACUCUGCUCGUCUGCUGGAACGCCGUCAACGACCUCAACCAGCUCCACGACGACUCCAUCCGUGGCAUGGCUCAUUUUAAGGUACUUUUCACACCUUUUUUUUGUUUAUUUUAGUUGAUUUUCUCACAAGGAAGCUAGUCAUUCCUUUGGUACUUUUUUUGUAUAAUGGAUAACGACUUCUUCUAAAUCAAAUUGUGGCAGAAAACCCGGUUUUCUUCUUCUCAUUCUAAGGUACUCUGCCAUAAGAUUUUCUCUUUUUUUAAUUUUUUUACUGUCAUACAAGCUCAUCUCCCGCAAGCAAGCCAAUCAUUCUAUCAUUACUUACAAAAAAAUCGAUUUUUAAAUUAUUUCAAGUCAAACUUUGACCAAGAUCAGCGUUUUUCUGACUCCUUUAUCCUUCCUAAUUUUCACUCACCUUUUUCCAAAAUUUAAUUUCAAUUUUUUUCCCUCUGGAAGCCUGGAAGUUGCAAAUUCAGCAUCGGAAGGAAAAUAGUAGUCUCAAGACUUGAGCCAUUAAUUCUCUCAAACAAACCCGCUUCAGGAUCUCACCGACAAAACCUGGGACACGAUGCUGUUCAAGAGCGGCCGUCCGAACGUCUCCGAGUCGGCGCCACUUCUUCGGAAGCUUCAUCAGCGGCCGAGGCAAGCGUCAAGCCGACAAGUGCCAAUGCGGCGAGCAGCCGUCCAAAUGCCCCUCCGGUCCUCCUGGCGAGAAAAGGGUACUCCCGGACACGACGGCGAGCCUGGCGACGACGGAAUUCCCGGAUUCCCCGGCUCUCCAGCUUCGGUUCAGUCGGUCAGCGCCGACGCCGGCUGCAUCCAGUGUCCAGCCGGACCAGCAGGACGACCCGGACCAAGCGGCGACGCCGGACCACCAGGAAACCCCGGAGAGGACGGACAGCCGGGAGAAGUCGGCAAGGACGGUAAUCCAGGAAAUGCGGGACCAGCCGGACCGCCAGGAAAGCCCGGAAAGCCAGGAGCGCCAGGAAAGCCAGGACGCGCUGGACAGAAAGGCCGGAAGACGAUCGGAGAGCCAGGACCGCGCGGACCACAAGGACCACCAGGAACUGAUGGACAGCCAGGCAGCAAUGGCGAGCACGGAAGCGACGGAAAGGACGGCGAGCAGGGACCGAAUGGAGCGCCUGGCAAAGACGGAGCCCCUGGAGCUCCAGGACCAGCGGGGCCAGCCGGAGCCGACGGUAUGCCCGGAGGCGACGCCGCCUACUGUCCAUGCCCGCCGAGAAGCAUCAAGAUCCACGACCACGUCGAGCAGGACGCCGCCGUCCACGACGCCAAGCUCGCGACCAGUGUUGGGGAGAAUGCUCCAGGCUAUCGACAGUAAUUAUUUGUGUCUUUUUGGCCAAGAGAAUAAAGAUUUCAGCAUGGCUAAUGGUUUUUUGACUUUUGAAAGGGAAAAGCUGUCUUGAAAAACGAGAAAUUCUGCGAACAAGUUGGUCAAGAGUUGAUUUUCCAUCUUCUGAAAAAUUUUCAUUCCGGAUAAAGAAAAUAUUCAAGUUCUACAUGUGAAAAAAUAGAGAACUUGAAUAAAAACCAUUAGAAAAUCCAGAUUUUCAAAAAAAAAAAUCUGGAUGUCACUGGUUUUUUUAAAGAAUUAUUAAACAGUUUUUUUAAAAAUUUCCUUAUCAUUUUUUUCCGAGAUAAAUUCGUCAUUUUUUUCUCCCUAUUCAUCUCAAAAAUUGACUAGAAGCCCUAAGCCUCUUCUGAAACAUCGCAAGAUGUCUCGUCUCGACAUCCACCCAAAAAAGUAGAAAAUCGGAUCGCCAAAGACCCGGAAAAAGUGGCCGAAAGCCAUCUCCUUUCUUGCGCUAAACUAGCAAAAAAGAAGCAUUGAUUAUCCGCAGAGAUUAAAGAUUCUCCAAGGUGAAACAUACUCGUCGAAGAAAGACGAUUUUGAAGAGGUACUCGAAAGCCGACGAAAGAGGAAGACGGCGUUUUCAAGGGGGGCGCAGUAAAGAUAUCUAACUAGUGUGACUUGGAAGUAGGGUAUAUAAAGAUGGAAGGGGAGAGAAAUCAGAAGGAUAUGAUGAAUAUUCUCCAAGCGAUCGUUGGAAUCGCUUCCGGCUCCAGCGCUCUUAUCAUUUUGGCUGCAAUUUGCUCCGUCGGUUAUAUCUACAACGAUAUCAACAGCUUUGUCGACGAUGCUCAUAAGGAGCUGGAAGAGUUCAAGGUUUUAUUUUCAUUUGAACUGUCUGACGUGUCUGCGCCCUCUUUUUUCUUGUUGGAAAUGUCAAAGGUACAUCAAAAAAGCUCGGAACCACGUCACAGAGAAAGUAGACUUUUCUCCUUGCCAAAGAAUAUUAAUUCAAAAACGUGUCCAAAAAUAUCCAAAGGGCGCAAGUCGCUUUGAGGUCGGGCGAACUUUUAUAUCAACCGCUUCGUAGUAAAGCCAUUCUCAAUGCGGCCAGCUUGAUCCAGCUUUUGAAAAUAAUGUUAAAACUCAACUUUUUUUUUAAUUUUAUAAGAUGACUCUGUUUUUUUGGAUAUGGGGAUUUUGGUAGGAAUUUCUCAUGGAUUUAUACUAACUUAGGAACUCCAGAGUUAUCCCUAUAGGGACAGGCUCAGGGUCCUUGGAGGUUCCCCUCUAGGGACUUCUUUACCUGCAAGGUUUAGUGAAUAUUUAUUUUAUCUAUUCAGCUUCUUAUUUUUUGGGUUGUUCACUAGCAGCAUUAGCCGGAGCCCAUCGAAGCAUUCAAACCAAACAUUUCAAUAUAAAACUUCCUUGAAACUGAAAAACUUCUGCUGAGAAAAUUACAAAGGAACUCCUUCAUCGACUUCUUACAGAUCGACGCCAACGACGCUUGGAACUCGAUAAUCCGUUCCCAGAACGCAGCAGCAGUCCGUCACGUUCGCAGUAUCUUCCGGAAGAAGAAGUACGCCGAGAUGCAGUGUAACUGCGGUCCCCAGUCGAGCAACUGUCCGGAAGGACCGCCCGGGCCUCCGGGACCUUCGGGAGAGCCUGGCGAGGACGGCGAGCCCGGUCCAGACGGCCGGCCCGGCAGCGGAAUGAUCGGCGGUGGGACCUACGAGAGCCGGGAUUGUGUUCAAUGUCCAGCCGGAGCGCCUGGGCCACCAGGUCCCCCAGGUCUAACCGGACCUCCUGGACCGACUGGAAAUCCAGGAGCGAUGGCGGAGAGCGGCAUGGAAGGUCUCUUUUUCAUUCUCAAGCUCCAACCAAAUCUUAUUUUUUGUUUACUCCUACCUAGACUUUAAUAAUUAUCAUUACUGAAGGUCCGCCCGGACUUCCUGGUCCAGCCGGAGAUGACGGAGCUCCAGGAAUGCCAGGAGAGGAUGGAGAGCCAGGAGAAGACGGCCAGUCGACACAACGACAGCUGUGCAAGCCAGGACCGCCUGGGCCGCUUGGGCCAAGUGGUCCGAUCGGAGAGCCUGGUCCAGAUGGGGAAGCAGCGCCGGAAGGCGAGCCAGGCCCUCAAGGACCAAUGGGACCAAUCGGUCCGCCAGGAAAGCCAGGAAACGACGGCGAGUGCGGCCUUCCAGGAGAGACUGGAACUCCAGGAGCUGAUGCGGUGAGUCGAAAAUUCAAAUAUUCUUUUAAUUUUCUGUUCCAGGCUUAUUGCCCUUGUCCAACUCGCAAUUCCGGAUCCGGAGGACCUCCAUCAGCGCAUCCGGUUUCGAAAGUUAAAAUUUCGAAGAAGAAGCGACUCGCCAAAAAACACAAAGCUGUUAAAAAACGUGUCGCAGCCAAAAAACGACUGGUUUCUGUUCGAAAACAUGCCUAAUUUUUUAUUUAACUUCGUGUGAAAUAAAUAAAUAUUUCAUGAUGUCUCACAGAAACGCAAAGAAGUACAAACUCUGUUUUUUUUUUCUCACUUUAAAACCUUGAUGACGCUUGGAAUGACCGAGAAAGGUCUUAAGAAGCAUAUCCAAGCCAUCCCAAAUGCGACCAAUAACAUUUUAAUCGGAUCUAAUGGAGUAUCUUAUAUGAGAAGUGAGUUACUGUCAAAAAAAAAAGCUUUCUGCUUCUCAAGUUCAUCUCAAUAUUAACGUUCUUUGAUUCUGCACGCAACGCAACCGCGACGCUUUUAAGCCAUUCCAAGUGCGACCAACAACUUUUAAAUUGGAUCAAAUGGAGCAUCUUAUAUGAGAUCUGAGGAGCUCAGAGGAAAAAAACUUCAAUAUCUGUUUUUCAAGUUAAUCUUCAACCACGUGAAACGCGACCGCGACGCCUUCAAGCCAUUCCAAGUGCGACCACAGAGUCUCAAGUCAGACCGAUUGAUUCUAGAGAAACUCCGUCAAUUUUCUGACUCCCAAAUCUGCGCCAAGCCUUGA